AUGUCCAGAAUGUCGAGGGAGCCGCUGUGUUUCGUGGUAACGGGUGCUCAGCCUCGGCAGCGUGCAGCUCCAAGUGUACGAUGUCCGACACCGAGACCUCUCGCUGGCACGGACCGGUGUCCAGUCGUCGUCGGGGUAUGCCGCCGGCGUUCCGGCGUGCGCAAAGCACCGCUGGUGCCGCUCUCGGAACGCCUCGUGCUUAGCACUGUUGAGGACGGGGUCGUUUAUCAGCAACUCCGUGAGAAACUGCACGGUGCCAGCGUGUACCUCGUGGGCAUGAUGGGCUCUGGCAAGUCCACUCUGGGAGCUUACCUCGCUAAAGCACUUGAGUACGCUUUUAUUGACACGGAUGUCAUUAUUGAGAGGACGCUGCAGAAAAGCAUACCGGAGAUCUUUGCUCAGGAUGGUGAAGAAACUUUUCGGGACGUUGAGAGCCUCGUACUCGAGUCGCUGCAAAGCCACGUCCGAACAGUGGUUGCGACUGGCGGUGGCGUUGUACUACGGCAGCGCAACUGGGGAACCUUGCAUACGGGACUCGUUGUGUACCUCAACGGAACGCCCGAUAUGCUCGCUAAACGGGUGCAGGGCGGUGCGGGUCGCCCGCUGCUCUCCAAUACAAUGCACGCACCAGCGGACUCGACUAUUCCUGAACCUGCGGCAAUUGAAGCACUCAGCGCGCGUCUCGCGGAGAUUCUUUCGGAGCGCGAGCAUUUCUACAGACAAGCCGAUGUGACUGUGGAGCUUUUCCCCGACUGUUCCGUGGCAGAAACGUCCCGCGCUGUCGCAGCAAAGCUCAUUCGAUUCAUCGAAGAGAACCCGUCCGCAUCGUCGAAGCAUCGCCGUCAGCACAGUUCAGCAUCAUGA
Messenger RNA from Cyanidioschyzon merolae strain 10D, 864 nucleotides. RefSeq names its product shikimate kinase. Gene Ontology annotation, cellular component: cytosol. The coding region runs from base 1 to 864 and encodes 287 amino acids. The record is from RefSeq and is a predicted model, not a curated record. The transcript has a single exon. NCBI's taxonomy places the organism in Eukaryota, Rhodophyta, Bangiophyceae, Cyanidiales, Cyanidiaceae.